GCAGCCGCGAUGCGCCGCGAUUUCUCCCCACCCCGGGACCGCCGCACCGUCGACGCUCCGCCGGUUCCCGUCGAUGGGCGUUCGGCGGAGCGCAGCGCGGAGCGGACGGAGUUGGCGGCUCUGAACGAUCGCUUCGCCGCUUUCCUGGAGAGGGUGCGGGCGUUGGAACGGCAGAACGGAGCCCUCCGCUCAGCCCUCGGCCGCGCCGCCGCCGCCCCCCGCGCCGCGGGGUUGGUGCGGGGAGAGCUGCGGGGGCUGCGGGAGCGGCUGCAGCGCCUCGGCCGGGAGAGGGAACGGCUGCAGGGAGAGCGCGAUGGGCUCGCGGCGGAGCUGCAGGGGCUGCGGCGGCGGCUGGAGGAUGAGAUGCAGAAGCGUGAAGAUGCGGAGCAGAGCCUGGUGCUAUUCCGCAAGGACAUGGACGACGCCACGCUGUGCCGCCUGGAGCUGGAGCACAGGAUUGAGCUGCUGAUGGAUGAGAUCGGCUUCUUGAAGAAGCUGCACGAGGAGGAGCUGUGGGAGCUGGAGGUGAGAGCUCAGAGCCCACAGGCGCAGGCAGGGGCACGAAUGGAGCUGCAGCAGCCGGACCUGACAGCUGCACUGCGUGACAUCCGCACGCAGUAUGAGAGCAUCGCCGUCACGAACCUGCAGGAAGCCGAGGAGUGGUACAAAGCCAAGUUUGCUGAUCUGUCAGAUGCUGCCAAUCGUAACUGCGAGGCGCUGCGGGUGGCCAAGCAGGAGAUGAACGAAUCCCAGAGGCAGAUCCAGAGCCUCACCUGCGAGGUGGAUGGGCUGAAGGGCAUGAAUGAAGCACUGCAGCGACAGAUGCAGGAGAUGGAGGACGAGUUCAGCACGGAGAUCAGGAGCUACCAGGAGGAGAUGGGGAGGCUGGAGCAGGAGAUCCGGAGCAUGAAGGAGGAGAUGGCGAAGCAGCUGCACGAAUAUCAGGAUCUGCUCCGUGUCAAGAUGGCUCUGGACGUGGAGAUCGCCACGUACCGCAAGCUGCUGAACAGCGAGGAGGGCUGCAGGUGGUGAUGGAGUCAUGCAAGGAGUGGAGCCCAAGUGAUGGAAAGGCCUCCCCGGCCGCCCCCCACGCCUGUGCCUUUAUUUAUCGCUAUUUGCUGCUGUGCUCAACGCUGUAGCAGGGCGACGGGGGGGGGUGUCCCGCUGCUGCCCACCCACCCCCCCCCUCCAACUUCUCAGCCGCGAAUAAAGAAUGGAGCUUG
Gallus gallus (chicken) is the source of this 1223-nucleotide messenger RNA. It is a transcript of the gene PRPH, whose product is annotated as peripherin. The transcript has 7 exons. Bases 10 to 1032 code for a protein of 340 amino acids. The record is from RefSeq and is a predicted model, not a curated record. Gene Ontology annotation, cellular component: type III intermediate filament; axon; plasma membrane. NCBI's taxonomy places the organism in Eukaryota, Metazoa, Chordata, Aves, Galliformes, Phasianidae.